Messenger RNA from Tachyglossus aculeatus (Australian echidna), 769 nucleotides. RefSeq names its product MAX dimerization protein 4 (gene MXD4). Lineage: Eukaryota; Metazoa; Chordata; Mammalia; Monotremata; Tachyglossidae. Gene Ontology annotation, biological process: regulation of transcription by RNA polymerase II. Gene Ontology annotation, molecular function: protein dimerization activity; DNA-binding transcription factor activity, RNA polymerase II-specific; RNA polymerase II cis-regulatory region sequence-specific DNA binding. The coding region runs from base 129 to 740 and encodes 203 amino acids. The transcript is spliced from 6 exons. The record is from RefSeq and is a predicted model, not a curated record.
AGAGGCGCCUCUGGAGGCCCAGCUGCCGCCUGCUGUUGCUAAGGGGGGUAGGAGCUGGGGUUGCCGGGACACCCCUAAUCAGCAUCACAAUAAUAACAACAAUAAUAAUAAUAAUAAUCCCAAUCAUAAUGGAGUUGAACUCUCUGUUAAUCCUCCUGGAGGCCGCUGAAUAUUUGGAGAGAAGAGACCGAGAAGCGGAGCACGGCUAUGCCUCCGUCCUGCCCUUCGACACUGACUUUUCCAGAAAGAAAACCAAAGCAGCUGCCCUGGCUAGGAAACCCCAGAAUAACAGGUCUUCACACAACGAGCUCGAAAAACAUAGGAGGGCUAAACUCCGGCUAUAUUUGGAGCAGCUAAAACAACUCGUGCCCCUGGGGCCGGACAGCACUAGGCAUACCACUCUCAGUCUCUUGAAAAGAGCCAAGAUGCAUAUCAAGAAAUUGGAAGAGCAGGACAGGAAAGCUCUGAACAUUAAGGAACAGCUCCAGCGGGAACAUCGCUACCUCAAACGCCGAUUGGAGCAGCUGUCGGUGCAGGGGCUGGAACGGACCCGCACCGACAGCAUGGGCUCCACGAUAUCCACUGACUCCGAGCAAGAAGUGGACAUCGAAGGGACGGAAUUCCCGCCCGGCGAGAUGGACAGCUUGGGGAGCGACGCCGAGGACCCGUACGGGUUGCAGAGCGGCUCCAGCGACGGCGGCUAUUCCCACUCGCGCAGACUGAACGCCCGGCUCUCGUAGGGCCCGGGGAGCCCCCCCUCCCCGGCCCU